Lottia gigantea (owl limpet) is the source of this 636-nucleotide messenger RNA. RefSeq lists its product as hypothetical. The record is from RefSeq and is a predicted model, not a curated record. The coding region runs from base 1 to 636 and encodes 211 amino acids. Gene Ontology annotation, molecular function: double-stranded DNA binding; recombinase activator activity. NCBI's taxonomy places the organism in Eukaryota, Metazoa, Mollusca, Gastropoda, Lottiidae. Gene Ontology annotation, cellular component: DNA recombinase auxiliary factor complex; condensed nuclear chromosome. The transcript has a single exon. Gene Ontology annotation, biological process: homologous chromosome pairing at meiosis; meiotic strand invasion involved in reciprocal meiotic recombination; meiotic joint molecule formation.
AUGAGUAAAUCGAAAGAUGCUGGAGUCGUGGACGCCGUAGAGUUGUAUCUGAAUAGACAAAACAGACCUUACAGUGCUGUUGAUAUUUUCAAUAAUUUAAAAGAUUUUGGUAAAACUGCAGUGGUUAAAGCAUGCGAGUCACUUGUUGAAAACAGUCGAAUCACAGAAAAGGUUUAUGGAAAACAAAAAGUGUACGUUGCCGAUCAGUCUAAAUUUUCAGACGUUGAUGAAAAUGAGAUCAAGCAAAUGGACGCUCGAAUUGUAGAAUUAUCAGAAAAGGUGUCAACGAAGCUUGAACGAGUGAAAGCCUUAGAAUCAGAAGUGAAAGGAUUUAACAACGCCCUUUCAACCAAAGAUGCGAAAGCUCAGGUCGCCAAAUUAUCUGAAGAAUGCAAAAAAUGUUCAGAGAAACUCCAAAAACUUUCAGAAGGUCAAGUACUUAUUUCUACCGAAGAUAAAGAAAAGGUCUACAAAUGUCGUGAAAAGUAUGUGAAGGAAUGGCGAAAAAGAAAAAGAAUAUCGAAUGAAAUUGUCAACGCCAUUUUAGAAGGUUAUCCAAAAUCAAAGAAAGAACUUUUAGACACUAUUGGAAUUGAGACAGACGAAGAUAUUGGUGUUGUUGUCCCGAAUGUAUGA